AUGCUCUCUGGUAUCAAGGCGGAAACGUUAAUCAACAAGAAGUUGCCUAAGGUUAUGUGUCAUAGAAAGAUAGUGAGAAGAAGCAAGAAGAUCUUGAUGAGAAGGAAAUCCAAAUCAGUGAGCGAAGAGAUCGCAGCAAAAGCUAGGAAGCUUGUCAAGAGAAAGACUCAAGGCUUAAGAAACGUUGUCCCCGGUGGAGAGUUUAUGAACAAUGACGUCUUGCUGAUACAAGAAACCUUAGAUUAUAUUGUCUCGCUUCAGACACAAGUGAAUGUUAUGAGGAGUAUUGUUGAUGCUGCUGAGGCCGGAAUUGAACGGUAA
Molecule: messenger RNA, 321 nt
Organism: Raphanus sativus (radish)
Lineage: Eukaryota; Viridiplantae; Streptophyta; Magnoliopsida; Brassicales; Brassicaceae
Product: transcription factor IBH1-like 1
Exons: 1
Coding region: 1-321 (106 amino acids)
Biological process (GO): regulation of DNA-templated transcription
Molecular function (GO): protein dimerization activity
Source: RefSeq, a predicted model, not a curated record